Messenger RNA from Fundulus heteroclitus (mummichog), 1975 nucleotides. RefSeq names its product Golgi pH regulator (gene gphra). Bases 208 to 1575 code for a protein of 455 amino acids. The transcript is spliced from 14 exons. The record is from RefSeq and is a predicted model, not a curated record. Gene Ontology annotation, cellular component: Golgi cisterna membrane. NCBI's taxonomy places the organism in Eukaryota, Metazoa, Chordata, Actinopteri, Cyprinodontiformes, Fundulidae. Gene Ontology annotation, biological process: intracellular pH reduction. Gene Ontology annotation, molecular function: voltage-gated monoatomic anion channel activity.
AGUUUGUCGGUGACGCAUUGCCUGUUGUAGCUUGACAGCUAAACAAGUCCUGCCAAAAUGUUAGGGACGUAACUAACAGUUCACUUUAAAGAAAGAUUGUGCUUUUUUGUUUUCUUUGGAGGGCUAAAAUGAACUAAAGCAAUUUGCGGCACACUCAGAGUCAAUCUUCAGAGAGUUUCAGGUGGUUUAACAGACAUCAUCAUCAUCAUGUCGUUUCUUGUGGACUCAGUCAUCAUGUUCACCUCUCAGGUGCUGUUUUUUGGGUUUGGCUGGUUGUUCUUUAUGCGGCAGCUGUUCAAAGAUUAUGAGGUUCGACAGUAUGUUGUCCAGGUGGUUUUCUCUGUCACCUUUGCAUUUUCUUGCACAAUGUUUGAACUCAUCAUUUUUGAGAUUCUUGGGGCCUUAAGCAGCACUUCCAGGUAUUUCCACUGGAAGCUGAAUCUGUAUGUGAUUCUGCUGGUUCUAAUCUUUGUGGUGCCUUUCUAUAUCGGUUACUUUGUUGUCAGCAACAUACGACUAUUACACAGGCAAAGACUCCUUUUUGCCUGUAUGGUUUGGUUCACCUUUAUGUAUUUCUUCUGGAAGUUGGGAGACCCAUUCCCUAUCUUGAGUCCAAAACACGGGAUUCUGUCCAUUGAGCAGCUGAUCAGUCGUGUCGGUGUGAUCGGAGUCACUCUCAUGGCACUGCUCUCAGGGUUUGGUGCUGUCAACUGUCCAUACACUUAUAUGUCCUAUUUUCUCAGAAAUGUAACAGAAAGUGACAUUCUUGCUCUGGAGAGGCGGCUACUCCAAACCAUGGAUAUGAUUGUCAGCAAAAAGAAAAGAAUCGCCAUGACAAGGAGGCAGAUGUACCAACGAGGGGAGGACCAAAACAAACAGACUGGUUUCUGGGGCAUGAUCAAGAGCGUCACUUCGACACAAACGGGCAGUGAAAAUCUGUCUUUGAUCCAGCAGGAAGUUGAUGCUUUGGAGGAGUUGAGUCGACAGCUCUUCCUGGAGACUGUAGAUCUUCAAGCCACCAAGGAGCGAAUUGAGUACUCAAAGACAUUCCAGGGAAAAUACUUCAACUUUCUGGGGUACUUCUUUUCCAUCUACUGUGUUUGGAAAAUCUUCAUGGCCACGAUAAACAUAGUUUUUGAUCGAGUUGGAAAGACGGACCCAGUGACGAGGGGCAUCGAAAUAACAGUGAACUACUUGGGCAUCCAGUUUGAUGUAAAAUUUUGGUCCCAGCAUAUUUCUUUCAUCCUGGUUGGAAUAAUAAUUGUCACUUCCAUACGAGGUUUGCUCAUCACUCUUACAAAGUUCUUCUACGCAAUAUCGAGCAGCAAAUCUUCUAACGUCAUCGUGCUUGUCCUCGCUCAGAUCAUGGGGAUGUAUUUUGUUUCAUCUGUGCUGCUGAUGCGCAUGAGCAUGCCCCUAGAGUAUCGCUCCAUCGUGACAGAGGUUCUGGGGGAGCUCCAGUUCAACUUCUACCACCGCUGGUUCGACGUCAUCUUUCUCGUCAGUGCCCUGUCCAGCAUCCUCUUCCUUUAUCUCGCCCACAAGCAGGCACCAGAAAAACACAUGACCCUCUGAGCACCUGCUGUUUUGCCUGCAACAACGCUUUUACCCCUGAAUCAGGAACAGUUUCUGGGGUGCCUAUUGGAGCAUAAGUUGAAGGAACUUGGCAACUGGACUUUAUUGAACAGACAAUUGUUCAAACUAAACAUUAAAACAUUCUCUAUUUGGUUUAAUUUUACAUUCUUUUAGUUGUUGCUUUUUGUUUCAACACACUGGCUUGAGCAAAACACAUUUCUUGCUUCACUGCAGGUUGUUUCACUGUGAUUGAUUUUUCAAAAUGUUCAGAUACGGAAUUGAAAUGGGAAAGAAAACAGGCAACCUCAACUCGGAUGGAAGCGUGUUGACUUGAAUUUUUAUUUUCUGUAAGAAAUGUGAACUUUUUUCAACAUUAAAUAAAGACAACAGAAUGUGUAAA